Messenger RNA from Engraulis encrasicolus (European anchovy), 1633 nucleotides. Its product is annotated as sorting nexin-10A-like. Gene Ontology annotation, cellular component: endosome. Gene Ontology annotation, biological process: cilium assembly; vesicle organization; intracellular protein transport. The coding region runs from base 132 to 761 and encodes 209 amino acids. Gene Ontology annotation, molecular function: phosphatidylinositol phosphate binding. NCBI's taxonomy places the organism in Eukaryota, Metazoa, Chordata, Actinopteri, Clupeiformes, Engraulidae. The transcript has 7 exons. The record is from RefSeq and is a predicted model, not a curated record.
UUGACCUUUUUCAGGUGGGGACUUGGGGUAGCCUAAUUGAUUUUAGAAAGCGCGUCAGAUCAGACCCAGUAGAAGUUGAGUGCUCGCGGCUGGACCACCGAGCAGAGGAGACACAGAAAAGUGUGUGAACAAUGGAAGACCUGACUGACAGCCUGAAAAAGUGUCCUCAGGAGUUUGUCAUCGUAUGUGUUCGGGAUCCCCACACUCACAGAGACGACUUCUGGCAUAAGCAUCUGGACUAUGAGAUCACCAUACAUACGAAUAGCAUGUGCUUUAGGAAGAAGAGCUCCUGUGUUCGGCGGCGGUACAGCGAGUUUGUGUGGCUACGCCAGAGGCUACAGGACAACGCACUGCUCAUAGACCUCCCCAAGCUGCCUCCAUGGAACCCGUUCUUCAGUCAGACUAACAGUUGUCAGGUAACCGAAAGGAUGAAGGGACUACAGAAGUUUCUGGAAGGUGUGCUGAGUAGCCCCCUGCUGCUGUCAGACAGCCGACUGCACCUGUUCCUCCAGUCCGAGCUGAGCGUGAUGAAGAUCGAGGCCUGUGCACAGGGCCACACGCGCUACUCGGUGGCCGAGGCCAUCCAGAGCUGCCGCUGCGACACGCCACCCGUGCCCUCGGAGGACGAGGAGAGCAAGGCUAGCUGCGACUCAGACUGUGACAGUACCACCUCAUCUGGUUGCCACAGUAUGGAGCCUGCGGCCUCUGGCUGUGAUGACCCUUGCUGCAAUACACCUUUUAGAGCUUCAAUCCUGCGCUGAACCACACUGAAGCAUUCUGGGAUGGUGACUCCUGCAGUCCAGAAUCUACUCCUGCAAUCCAGGAUCUACACUGUUGAAGUUUCCUCAAAGAAUCCUCAGGCCACCACAAAAGUUAUUGGAGGGAAUCCUAAGGUUGGCACAGUGGCAUUCAAAAAGGUUCAUUAAACGUUCUUCAGUUUGGCACUGUCGAGUAGCUCCUAAAGUUUUUCUGAGGAACCUUUAACAAAACCGAAGUGUUCUUGUAACCACAUUUAGGCUCCCCCACAAAGACCGCUGAGGCUUCUUUGAGGAAUCUCGGAAUUUUAUUUUUUACAGUGUUUGGAGCCAGCUCGCCUGGCAGGCAAAUGAACACAAGUGUCAAUCAUAGUCCUCACCUUUGUCUGGGAGUUAUUUCCUGUGGUCUUGGGAUGCACACUGGUGGCCUAAUAAUUGAUUGUCUCCCACUCCUGGUCAGUCUUAGCUCUUGGGGGGUUUCACGCGUUCAUUUGUUUGAGAUUUAUUUGUGCUUCUCUCGUCGUAUGACCACUUUAUGAUGUAUUUAUAAGUACAGUCAAAAGAGCCAUGAGUGUUGUGGUUAAUUUUGUUGAUAUUUUGUCAUAUAUCUGGUUAUACUUCCUCAUCUUAUUUUUUUAGAGAUGUUCUCCUUGAUGUCUUCAGGCCCUGAAAAGGGCAGUAUGAAGAUGUGGCUCUUAGAAAUGUUUUAUUUUCAGAGAUUUAUGUGCGAAAGUGUUGAUGUUUUAUCAGAAACUUGCAGGGAGCUUUUGAGGUUGACUAGGAAAGCGACUUGUUAUUUUAUUUAAUUAAAUUUUUUGAAAAAUAUUUUUAUUGCCACAAAACUUAUACUGUAAAAAUAAAGACUAUUUAAGAAAAUG